Strigops habroptila (Kakapo) is the source of this 4533-nucleotide messenger RNA. It is a transcript of the gene SRF, whose product is annotated as serum response factor. Gene Ontology annotation, molecular function: DNA-binding transcription factor activity, RNA polymerase II-specific; protein dimerization activity; serum response element binding. Gene Ontology annotation, biological process: positive regulation of transcription by RNA polymerase II. The transcript is spliced from 6 exons. Bases 106 to 1773 code for a protein of 555 amino acids. Lineage: Eukaryota; Metazoa; Chordata; Aves; Psittaciformes; Psittacidae. The record is from RefSeq and is a predicted model, not a curated record.
GGGGGCGGCGGCGGAGCGGGGCCGUGAGCGCGGAGCGGGCGGCGGGGCCAUGGCGGGGCCGGCCUGACCCGGCCCGACCCGACCCGACCCGCGCUCGCUGCCGCGAUGUUGCCGAGCCAGGCCGGGGCCGGGAACGGCGCCGCCGCCGCGCUGGCCCGCGGCUCGGGACUGGGCCGGGCGCCGGUGCCGCGUGGGGCGAACGGCGGCGGGGCGGCGGCGGGGCCGCCCGGGGGUCGCCUGGAGCGGGAGGCGCUGUACAGCGGCAGCGAGGGCGACUCGGAGUCGGCCGAGGAGGAGGAGCUGGGCGGCGAGCGGCGCGGCGUGAAGCGGGGCCUGGCCGAGGCGGCGGCGGCGGCGGGGCCCGCGGCGGGAGCGGCGGCGGCCGCCUACAGCGGCGGCGGCGGCGGGGGCGGUGGGGCCGUGAGCGGCGCCAAGCCCGGGAAGAAGACGCGGGGCCGGGUGAAGAUCAAGAUGGAGUUCAUCGACAACAAGCUGCGGCGCUACACCACCUUCAGCAAGAGGAAGACCGGCAUCAUGAAGAAGGCCUAUGAACUCUCCACGCUGACCGGCACCCAAGUCCUACUGCUGGUGGCCAGCGAGACAGGCCAUGUGUACACAUUUGCCACACGGAAGCUGCAGCCCAUGAUCACCAGUGAGACGGGGAAGGCGUUGAUCCAAACGUGCCUCAACUCCCCAGACUCACCGCCACGCUCGGACCCGACCACUGACCAGCGCAUGAGUGCCACGGGCUUCGAGGAGACGGACCUCACCUACCAGGUGUCCGAGUCGGACAGCAGUGGGGAGACCAAGGACGCACUGAAACCAGCGUUCACUGUCACCAACCUGCCGGGGACAACAUCCACCAUCCAGACAGCCCCCACCACCUCAACCUCUAUGCAGGUCAGCAGUGGCCCAUCAUUCCCCAUCACUAAUUACCUGGCGCCAGUGUCUGCCAGCAUCAGCCCCAAUGCCGUCACCAGUGCCAACGGGACAGUGCUGAAGACUACUGGAGCCAGUGCAGUGACAUCUGGGGGCCUCAUGCCGAUACCCACCAGCUUCACCCUCAUGUCAGGUGGUACCAUGGCUCAGCAGGUCCCAGUCCAGGCGAUCCAGGUGCACCAGGCACCGCAGCAAACGUCUCCCUCUAGUGACAGCAGCACUGACCUUACCCAGACCUCUUCCAGCGGAACAGUGACCCUCCCGGCGACCAUCAUGACGUCGUCUGUGCCAACCACUGUGGGUGGCCACAUGAUGUACCCCAGCCCACACGCGGUGAUGUACGCGCCCACAUCUGGCCUUGCGGACGGCGGGCUUGCAGUCCUCAACGCGUUCUCACAGGCGCCCUCAGCGAUGCAGGUGUCCCACGGCCAGGUCCAGGAUCAGGGUGGCGUCCCCCAAGUGUUCCUGACAGCCCCAUCAGGCACCGUUCAGAUCCCAGUCUCAGCUGUCCAGCUUCACCAGGUAGGAGCAGAGUGGUAUUCGCAGGUGUUCAGGGGGUAUCCUUGCUCUGCCCCUGCUUGCACAUUCUUUGUGGGUCUGGGCAGACCCAGGUCCUCGGGUAUGGCUAGUCCUCAGGUGUGGGAAAGCUGUCAGUGCCACCUACCUGUGGGUGAGGAAGUCUUACCCUCCUUGGACAGGUGUCCAGAAAGGACAGUGCCACCCUGGCUGCUGGCACACGUGGUCUCAGGGCAUGCUGUCCCCCAGUGCUUCCUCCUCCCUUUUCUCUCUAGAUGGCGGUCAUCGGGCAGCAGAGCAGCAGUGGCAGCAGCCUGACGGAGCUGCAGGUAGUCAACUUGGACACCUCACACGGCGCCAAGAGUGACUGAGAGGCCUCUGCUGCCGGCCUUGUGCUGUUCCCUGGCUUGUCAUGCCAGUGCCAGGGCUGGUGGCAAUUCCUUCUCGUACAGACUGCACCAGUUAUUUAUUGUUGCCUUUUCACGUUUCCUUCAUCCACACGUGCACACACACACAAACACACACACAUGCACCCACACACACACACAUAGGGCACGCGCGUGGGGCUGCAGGACCCACCUGGGGUGGAGCUAUGCUGGGGCCAUGCAGGGCUUGGGGGCAUUUGGAUGCUGCGAUAGCUGUGCUUGUCUCAUGCCAGCCAAAGAAACUUGUCUCUCGAGGGGAGGAUUGCUCUGUGCUGCAAAUAAAUACUGCGGGCCAUUCCCAGCUGGAGGCUUUGGCUCCUUCUGGGCACUCCGAAGACACCUUGCCCAUGAGCGUUUGCUCUGCAUGGGGCUCAGCUCAAACCCGGAGCUGUCCUGCAGGUGUAGUUCGGAGCAGAGCGGGCCAAGGCUGUGCUGCUGGCCUCAGCAAUGUGCCUUUGUGGGGGUGAUGGGUCCUGGCUGCAGCAACUUGCCCUGGGCUCUGGACAGGGGAGAGUGGCCAGCUUGCAUGUGCAUCUCUGGUUGGGCCUGCAGCACAUGGCCCCAUCCUCCUUGUAUGCACUACGGUGAGCCCUCUGCCCUCAGUGCCUCCUCGCUGGGCUGCCUGGCAGACUUGCAGCCUGACUGGCUCUGCCCCGGUGGCUGCCCUCGCACAGCUGAGGUGGUCGGUGGACACCCAGGAGCACAGCGAUGCCCAAGAGAGCUCCUGGGGGGCUCUGUGGCCAGCCCAGUCCCACACUCUCCUCUCAGCCCUCACACUGCUUGCGGACUCCGUACACCCAGGGGAAUGUGGUCAGGUCUUUCCCACAUCCCUCUGCAGCUCCAGCCAGCGCUUUCUAAAUUCAUCUGAUGCAAGGUGGAGAAACAACUCAAGUGUCAAAGGGAAGAGCCCAUGGGGCACUGAGCUGCUGGGCACAUGGCAGGCUCUUCCCCUGAGCCCCAGGGUGACCUGCAGGCCGUCCUGGGCUGCGGAGGAGCGGCUGCGAUGCCUGCACAGGCUCAGCAAGGCUGGGGGAGAAGGGCUGGAGCAUGCUUGGUCCUGCAUGGGAGUUGCUGUGAAUGGCUCUGCUACCUAGCCCUGUCCCUGGAGGGAAAGUGAGCAAGUGAGAGAAGCUGCUGAACCCUUAAGGGGAAGAAGCAGCUACUGUAACUUUUUUUUUUUUUUUUUUUAAGUUAAAGACAAAAGAAGCCUUGGAGAAAAAAAAAAAAAGAAAAAAAAAAGAAAAUUACUUUAUUUUUCUAAGUGUUAAACUCAGUAUUUAUGUAAUUCUUUGAGGAAUAAAAGUUUGGCUCCUGUACAGUUUUCAUGGGGUUUGUACCAGGGGAUGGGAGAGGGGUGGGGGGGCAUGGAGGCAGGAAAGGGGCCUUGCUUUUGAGUUUGUAUUGUAACCUUGGACAUGUUCCCUCAGCAUUAGCGUUUAAGCUGUGCUCUUCACCCACCAGCAUGUGCCAGGGAUCAAGCUUCACCCCGUGGGAUGCUUGUUUCCCACUUAGCUGUACUGAGGACUCCAUACCCAUCAUUUUGGGCUUAACGGGCAGAAGGCAAGUGAAGAAGUGGCUGGUCUCAAAGUGGGAAACCCAUCCCUUGGGAGCAAGGGGCUUGCAGUGUGCCCAGGAGCCAGAGUUGGACUGGGUUUUCUUAUGGCUGUCCUGUUCACCUCUAGUCCUGGGACCUGCAGCUGUUCUGACAUUGCUCUUGGUGUGGAGCGGUGCUACCUGUGACUGCCUAAGGGAUAUCGGCAUCCCCACUCCUCCCUAGGAGGUGAGUGGCCAGCAGUGGCUGAUCCCUGCUCUGCCUGCUCACUGUGCAGGUAGCAACACCUAGCUGACGAUCUGGGCUGUAGUUCCUCCUAUAUAGCUGUUCCUUGGUGCACAGAUGUGGACAGGUCCCACCUAAACCCUCUGUGCAAAGAGCCCUUGGUCUGUUAGGCAGCCUGGAAAGGGCUCUAGGGAAUGGGGUGGCCCCUCUGGUGAGAGUUACAUUUUGUGCUGCCUCCCCUUGGUAUCCUUGCUCUAAGAGUGAUUUAUACCCUGCAGCUCAGAGCAUGUGGGAGUGCUGUGCCAUACCCCAUUGCUAGGUCUAUGAAAGUUGCUUUGUGAUGCUUCCAAAACAAGGCUGGGUAGCUAGGAGUUCAUCCAGGGAGGAGGAUGGCGUUGGGGUUUGCAUUGUCCUUUGCCCCAGCACAUCACUGUGGCCUGGCUUUACUCCGCUUUGCUUGUGCUAGCGCUGCGGAGCAGAGCGGUUGGGCUGGGAUGGCAGGAGUGCCCCUGCUGCUGCAGGGUGUCUGGCUGCAUCCCCUCCCUGGCUCCCCAAAGGCAACUGCUGGUUAAACGCUAAUGGUGUAUUUUAUUUAAGUACAGACUUGUAAGAACACUUGUGUAUCAGGGAUGAAAUGGCAUUUAUUGUGUGUUGACAUUUUAGUUCAUUUUACUGGUUUGAGGGUUGUGUGUGUGCGUGUGUGUGUGUGCGCGUGUGUACGCAUAAGUGUGUGUGGGAUUUUUUUUUUCCCCUCCAGUUUCCAGGGUUGUGUUUCUGGAAGGAUGUGGAAGUAAUCACAGUACUAUGUACAGAGCUUUCUUUUGUAUUAAAAAAAAAAAAAAUACUCUUUCAAUAAAUGUUAUCAUUUUGUGCACA